Molecule: messenger RNA, 570 nt
Organism: Diaporthe citri
Lineage: Eukaryota; Fungi; Ascomycota; Sordariomycetes; Diaporthales; Diaporthaceae
Exons: 3
Coding region: 1-570 (189 amino acids)
Source: RefSeq, a predicted model, not a curated record
AUGAGCAACGUACGAUUGUCACAGGCCAGCAUGCUGGUGAACAUGCAGUCCAAUGCUUUCAAAUACAUCCAGCUCCCGGCCAACUUCGGCCAACAUUCGUGGGAGGAAAUCCACACCCGUUACGAACAAUCUAUUUUGGAUCUUCCACCCUCACUCGUCAACCAAGUCAGCGUCGGAGAAUUCAGCCAGGUUAACCCUCCAAUGACGGAUCCCCUCCCUGCCCGACCUAUCAUUUCUAACACUGUGCAGGAUGAGGUCCACAACAUACAAAACCUCUUGCACGAGGCGCUGGGCGGGUUCGACACUGAAGAAAUAGACCCUUGCCACGCCGCGGGGCUUAAUCUCUCUCUCUCGGAUCCGUCACGGGAGCUGAACCCCUUGGCUGCGUACUUGCUUCGGGCGCUUAUCCGCAUGCGCAUGUCAGAUGUCGAGUAUAACCUCGUUUCAAAGGACAUUGAGCAAAUGCUGGAGGCGGCUGCACGUAUCCACAGGGGCCUCCUGGCUCCAGCUGUGCUGGACGUCACGUCAGCCAUAGUCUUGCACGAGAAACUGGAGCUGGGCCGCGUUUGA